Molecule: messenger RNA, 588 nt
Organism: Peniophora sp. CBMAI 1063
Lineage: Eukaryota; Fungi; Basidiomycota; Agaricomycetes; Russulales; Peniophoraceae
Source: the annotation of a GenBank genome assembly
AUGUUGUCUCUAAGAUCCACACUUCUCCUCGCACUUCUUCCCCGUGCCUUCGGGCUGGGCAUACUCUUUCCACUCUACUUCUGCGGCGGCGAGGGAGGGAACUGCAACACGACAACCUGUCCCAACUAUAGCUCCCUAUUAUCUGGCAUUCAAGCGCAUCCAAGCGUCACCCUCCACAUGAUCGUCAAUCCCUUCAACGGCCCGCUGUCGACAGCAGUGAUCAACGCGAACUAUACGAACUAUCCGGCGUGCCUCCCACAUCUGAAGACCGCCACUCCCGCCAGUGCUCUCUUGGGCUAUGUCAGCACCAAUCAUAGUCACCGUCACUGCGAGAACAUCACCGCGGACAUCAGAACAUACGCGUCUUGGCCGUCCUCGUACCGUCCCACCGGCAUCUUCUUCGACGAAGCUCCAUCCAACGCGGGAAACGUCUCCCUAUACAAGUAUUAUGCAGGAUUCGCCCGUGGAAUGGGCUUCUCUUUCAUCGUCUUUAACCCCGGCACGAAAGCCGAUUCAGGCUUCUAUGACCCGACUGCGGCGGACAUGGUCGUUACCUACGAAGGUCCUUUGUUCCCUCGGAGAACAUGA